AUGGCUCCGAGCGCGGACUCCGCGCUGACUCUGUGUCGCAGCUACGCUUUCAGCUUUCUGGUCAUCGCCUAUGUCCUGUUCAUCCUGCUCGGCGGGGCAGUGUUUAUGGUGCUCGAGCAGCCCGAGGAGCGCGCUCUCGUUGCUGAGGUCCGCGAACUUCGAGCGAACUUUCUGGAAAGGCACCCGUGCGUGGAGGACAGCGGUCUGGACGCGCUGCUGAGGAAAAUCCUCUCAGCCGGAAAACGCGGCGUCUCUGAGGAGGACGGAGAGGAGGACAACUUUGACUUCACCUCGUCGCUGUUCUUCGUCACCACGUUCCUCACCACGACAGGUUAUGGCACCACCAUUCCGCUGUCGGAUGUGGGUCGAGUGUUUUGUAUCCUUUACUGUCUGGUGGGCAUUCCCCUCACUCUCCUGCUGCUCUCCUGCCUCACGCAUGCUUUACUGCCCAGAGUGACCCAUGCGCCCAUCCGCUACCUGCAGCUCUACUGGGGUCUGUCCCACAACAGAGCUGCGCUGCUGUACUGCGGGGUGUUAGCAGUGUGCACUGCAACGCUGUUCUUUCUGCUGCCUGCUGUUGCGCUCUGCCUCUUGGAGAGAGACUGGAGUUUUCUGGAGUCGCUGUACUACUGCUUUAUCUCUCUCAGCACCAUUGGGCUGGGAGAUUAUCUGCCUGGGAGGACGCACAGUCGGGCGGCGCGGCAGGGGCUGGAGUUUGCCACUUCAUGUUACCUGGUGCUGGGGCUUGUGGUCCUGUUGGUGGUUGUGGAGAGUUUCUGGCAGCUGCAGCAGGUGCAGGCUUUGGUGCGUCUCUUCGUCGGGGCUCGGGUGAGUGAGCUGAUGGGAGUCGGUCUUGAUGAGCUUGUGCUCGGUGGACAUUCAGGAGCUCAGGUGAGCUCAGAGGAGCCCCAGUACACUCUGCCUAUCUCCACCAUCUCACACCCCGUCCCUGCUGCACACACAUCUGCCUCUGUGGAGGAAACAUCAACACUGGAAACACCACACGCAGCAAGCUGUGAGAUAACUGCUUCCCUUACAGUUCACCCAGAAGGUAUCACAGACUCGCCUGACCAACCAACCAACUGAAUAUCAACAGGGAAGAAGUUUGUUCAUCUUUAAAAAUAGUUACUGGAGUCGUAUCAAUGAGUUAAAGUCACAACCACAUUUACCCUGCCAGUUGGAUCAGUGAGAGUGGAUGAUCUUUGGCAACUCAGGCAUGGCCUGUGUAUUUAUUUGAAGUGAUAUGCAUUCAUGUCUCAUUAACACAACAGCUAACAUACCAUUCAGUCUGUUGGAGAAAAUGUUUUUCUUCAUUUUGCAAAUCAUAGCCGUCAGGACAAGACUUUGUAUCUCCAUCUUUGCUAGAGGUUCAACUCAUUAGGAGCUAAAAGAACAGACAAAAUAGUCCCCAAAGAAAACAUGUUUUUUGGAUUAACACACUUUUGCCAUUCAUUACAGUUACAUAUAAAAACAUAUAAAACAUGUUCAGGGUUACUGAUCACUAAAUAAAAUGGCUAUAUUUGGUUCCUAUCACCACCACUGUAAAAUAAAAAAACAAAAACGAUUUGGUAAAUUAGUAGAAACUAGUAGAUUCUGAACAAGUUUCUGAACAAGUACCUGAACAUUCAUUCUCAAAGCCAUCUUGAAGGACAAUAAUAUUUGCAUUUCAAAAAUUAACUAUAAUUUAAAGUACGUUCCUUGCUGCAGUUCAAAAUGUAUCCAGUAGGGGGCAGACAUGUAUCAGUAGUAUUUACUAAUGAUGGAGCAAAUGAACUGUGAUGUAAAGCAUGUAGAUCACUGCGCAGGACAUACUUGAUACUCACAUAUUUGGGAUGAUUCACAAACUUUGUGGUUUAACAACCUGUCACUGUCAAUUUUGCUGAACAUUUUCUCAUUGUCUGAUAAUUUAAUCUGGUAAAUCUGGGAGAUUUGGAGACCUCUCUGAUGGAAAUGUGUAAUCACACACAUGUGGAAGAGCGUUUUGUAGGUCCUCUUUGGACCCCUUCCCCGAGUGGAUGAAUCUGAUGUUAGCCUGUCGAAAGAAUAUUCAAAGACAGUUCAGUCUUGAUGAAGGACUGUUCUGAGAAUAUAAGUAAAUUAUCUACUACUGUCAUCAUAUCUUCAUAUUUGCUUAUAAUUUAAUGGACAAAAACCUUGGGAGCCUCUAAAUAAGCAUAUUAAUGUCCAUUUGCAGUCCAGAUGGACUAUAUUUUCUCAGCUCUGGUGCUGUUAACUCCUUUCUGAGUUGUAAGUCCUCAGCCUUUAGAGGGCAGCCUUCUUGUAAUUUUGAUGAUGAAGGAGAAUUCCACCAUUUUUUCAAAAGUUCUACAUAAUUCAGGGGUUGAGACAUAAACAAAGUCAUUCAGAGUGGUUUGACGCAAAUUUUUAGAAAAACUAACAUUCAGAUUUUCUUUAUAGUGGUGGUGAAAGGAACCAGGUGAGGUUUAUAACACAAAUAUAGUCAUUUUUAAAAUCAUCACCACCACCACCAGUGAACCUACACAUGUCUUCUAAGUUUUUUAUAUGCUUAUAUUUAUUUAGUGUUUAUGUUGACAGUGAUUAAACAGUGGCGAAUGUGAAACAUUGAAGUUUCAUUGGGGACUGUUUUGCCUUCCAAUGCCCUGCAUUGAUCUGGACACCAUGAUUAUGUUUUAAGCCAGAACUUUAUCAGAGAACAAUGUCUCAGGCAUCAGACAGCAUGUUCAUAACCAUUUUGUGUUCCAAAUAUUAUGUGAGGGAGCUUUUAGAGGCUCUCUAUCACCACCACUGUGAACAGUUCUGCCUCCAUAACUUUCUCUAGAAUGGAGCAUUUCACAUCAAACCGCUUAGAAUAUCUUUCUCCACUUCUUAACUCUUCAAGUUUGCAGACAUUUUGAAAAAUCUGUGAAAUUUCCCUUUAAUAAAAAAUGUUUGUUGUAAACAUAUCCUUAAAGACACUGGAUGUAACGAAACACUAGUCUUUAAAAUGUUUUCCCAUAAAAUGUUGUGCAAAGAUAAUAUUAAAGGUAAUUUAGAUCACAGAUAUAAUUGACAAAAUUACCAUUUUUAGCUCUACAAUGUGCUGAAUAUGCCUCACAUCCCGGCAUUGUUUGCUUCACAUUGUAGCUGGACUUUUCAAAUCAUGUUUAGUCUCGUCAUCCAGCCGCUGAGUGACACAAUGCAUAGUAGGGCAGAAUAUGUGUGUGGGAACAAGUGCACAAAUGUGUGUGUGUGUGUGUGUGUGUGUGUGUGUGUGUGUGUGUGUGUGUGUGUGUGUGUGUAAAGGGGACACAGUGACUCAGACUCUGUGCCCAGCACUGAUGGCUCUGCCUCUGCUCACCCGCCUCACAUAAAUGCUCCUGUCCGCCUGACGCACAGAUGAGAUCAUACACUGCUAUUAUGACAUUCUGCCAUUUAGGCCGUCCUCUCUUGCACACUCAUUGUGUUUAACCAGUGGACGCCUGCUAAAUCUCAUAACUCUGUGUGAACAUAAUGUGAGGGUUGAACUGACUGUUAUGCCUGAUAGUUCGAUGUUGACAUGCGUGUUUAACAUGUGUGCUAUUUAUACUUCUCAGAAAAAAGGAAAUAUGUAUUAUUUAUCUUUUUUUUGCAAAGUAGCAUUCUCUCAAGUGUAUAUAUAUUUUUCAAUUAAAGCCCAAGAUAAAGGAAUUUGCUAUGGUGCUCUCAAAAGACAACAUAAAGCAAUCAAAAAGAAUAAACAAGGACAAUGCAAUUAGAACAGCCAGAUUAAAAACAUUUAUAAACACCACAAUAAUAUUUAACUGAAAGACUGACUUAUUAACCUAAAUAAAAGAAAAUAAAUCUUAACUACAGAAAUUCGCGACAGAAGACAGAAGACUAUACUGUUUGUAAUGAUCCUAAAAAUGAACCUUAAAUGAGUUUUAAAUGUACACUAUGUUCAUUUUGCGUAUUUGUUAGGUAUUAAUGCUGCAUAACUUAAAUUUCCAUAACAUUUUUAAAAAUAGAAGAAUUACUUUAUAAGCCUGGAGUCGACAGGAUCAAAAAAACUACUACCACAGCAACAAUGGCACCCAAAAAAGUAUAGAUUAACACCUUUUUUCCUGUGAGUUAACAUUAAAAGUUAAGAAAGUUUUUUUUUCUUUUCUCUCAUAAAGAUACCAUUCAGAGAUAUAGUUGCAUGCUAAGGUUUGGGCAUCACUGACAAAAUGACAUAGUUGUUGACUUUUAAUUCUGGCAUGUUCAAAAGUUUGGAUACUCUUCCAGUUGUAAACUUCAUUAACUCAUUAGACUUAAGUUAACUUGUUAGGAGUGGUUAAGAACUGUCAUGAGGUUGUCAGCUAAUGAGUGUAAAUACUCUUGCUCUUCAAACCUGUGUUAACACUCAUUAACCAUGGUCUCUAUCAAAGCAACUGGCUGAGGAUCUGAAAAUGAAGCCAAUAGCAGGCAAAGACUAUAAAAAGAUAUCAGAGCUUCCAACUCAUGAUUUCCACUGAUGUAAAUGUCAGUAAAGGGGAACUCAAAGCAAGAUCUGCAAGACUAAGGAAACUCUAAAAUAAAACAGUAUGAUAAGAAAGGUAAAGCUAAACACCAAUACUACCACAAAGAACCUGCAGGAAGGCUUGGCUGAUACAUGGGAGGGGUAUCAGCAGGAAACCUUACCUGUAAACUUAUCACGAGGUCAGUGUCUGAAGUAUGUAAACAUCAUCUAAAUAAGCCUGAGGCAUUUUGGAAACAAAUGCUGUGGACAGAUGAAGUAAAAAUGGACCUACAUGGAAACAGUCAUCACAGGCAUUUGAUGAAAAGAACACCUUGGUAACUGUUAAGUAUGGGGGUGGAUUUGUUACACUUUGAGUUGUGUGGCUGCCAGUGGCACAGAAAAUAUUGCAAGGGUAGAUGGCAAAAUGGAUUUCGCUAAGUAUCAGCAGAUUCUGGAGUGGUGACAUAUUCUGUCCAAAAACAGACGCUGAAAAGACUGGCCGGCUUCUACAACAGGACAAAGAACCAAAACAUAUCUGAAAUUCCACCAUGAACUAGUUCAAGAAAUGUAAAACUGUUUGGAAUGUGAGUAGAUCUGAAACAUGCAGUACGUGCAAGAAUAUUACAAAACUGGAAGCGUUCUAAAGGAAGAGUCAGAGAAAAUUCCAAACAAUGUCAUAGAAAGAGUAGCUGGUUACAAAAAGUGUUUGCGAGCUGUUUGGUGUCCAAACUUUUGAACGUGUUUUAAAUAUGUUGAGAAUGUGUUUACUUUGUUUCAUGAAAAAAAAAUUGUGCACAAGGUUAUUUGUCUAGGGGUGCCCAAACUUUUGCAUUAAACUGUAUGAAACGUUUCUUUAUUUGCUCAUAACACCCAUAGUGGACUUCUGUUAGAGAAAGUGUCUGUCUUUGUGCCCUCAGUAGGAGGUUGAAUGAAGACUUUAAGAAGUAAAUGAAGUGAAUCAUUUGAACUCUUUCUCUCAGUUCCUCACUUUAAAAGUAUUACUGUGAUCUCUGUCUCUGCCCUGCCUGACUUGAAGUACACAUUGUGGAUGGUGGGCUCAGUUCCAGAUAUUUGAUAGCUGAGACAUUACUGGUCUCAUGACCCUGUUGUGUUCGAGUGUGGGUCUCUAGGGAAAGUCCUUGACCGGAAGAAGCACCUCUCCACUGUCUUCAUGCAUUGGUAGAGUUUUCCCAGAUUGGUUACAGGCUACACUACACAUAAACAGAUGUUCAUGUUAUGUAAAUGUUGUAUACAUAAUAUUGAAUAGAUUGUCACACUGCAGAUUCGGAUGACUUUGUUACUAUUUUAUUUUGUACUUCUACACCAUCAACAGCCCCUUGACAUUUUGACGGACUGUUAGCAGGUGGCACUGUAAUGCAUGUCUAUAUUUAUCAAGGCAGCCUGAACACCAGCUCUGAUCUUUUGGGAUGGUGCAACAGCGCUCCAAUGCUAGGAGUACUUUUCCACUCCUGGACAUAGACGACUGCAAUCUUUUAGACACUUACUGUCUAACAGCUGUUUCAAAAGAGCGUUUAGAGAUGGUGAACAUGUUUAAGCACUAAAUUUGCUCCUGUGAAAUGUCUUUCAAGCCUUUCAAGUCUAAUGUGUAUCUGUAAAACUAGUAGGUUUACCGUAUACAGUUCUAGCCACCAUUAUCAGCGCCCUUUUCUUUUUCUUCCUUUUCCUUUUCUUUUUCUUCAUAAAUAAAUCAAAAUAUAUCAA
Messenger RNA from Pygocentrus nattereri (red-bellied piranha), 6160 nucleotides. It is a transcript of the gene kcnk7, whose product is annotated as potassium channel, subfamily K, member 7. Lineage: Eukaryota; Metazoa; Chordata; Actinopteri; Characiformes; Serrasalmidae. Gene Ontology annotation, biological process: potassium ion transmembrane transport; stabilization of membrane potential. Gene Ontology annotation, molecular function: potassium ion leak channel activity. The transcript has 3 exons. The record is from RefSeq and is a predicted model, not a curated record. The coding region runs from base 1 to 1086 and encodes 361 amino acids. Gene Ontology annotation, cellular component: membrane.